Molecule: messenger RNA, 201 nt
Organism: Akanthomyces muscarius
Lineage: Eukaryota; Fungi; Ascomycota; Sordariomycetes; Hypocreales; Cordycipitaceae
Exons: 2
Coding region: 1-201 (66 amino acids)
Source: RefSeq, a predicted model, not a curated record
AUGAAGUCCACUCAGCUCGCUGUCAUCAUCACAGGUGUCCUCAGCACCGUCGCCCUGGGCGAGUCCGUCGUCCGCGCUGCGCCGGCGCCGGUCGAAAUGGACGGCUGCCGCUGCGACAGCCACGGCACCUACCUCUGCGACCCGUCCUCUCUGCACAAGGCGGGCGGCCAGUGUGUCAAGUGCGGCUGCCACGCAGGCUAG